CGAAGAAGAAGAAGGUGACCGCCAUGACACACCGCACAGCUGCCUGAAACAACGACAGCGAAGAAUGAAAAUAUUAUUUUGAUUUGGUUAUAUUUCAGCGUUUGUAAAUUCAAAGGAGAUUGUCUUUAGUUGUACACCAUGGAGCCGACAGCGCCCAAAAGCAAGCUGAAGAAACUGAGUGAAGACAGUCUAACAAAACAACCAGAGGAGGUCUUUGAUGUUCUGGAAAAACUUGGUGAAGGGUCCUAUGGCAGUGUGUUUAAAGCCAUCCAUAAGGAGUCAGGCCAGGUGGUGGCUAUCAAACAGGUGCCUGUUGAGUCAGACCUCCAGGAGAUCAUCAAGGAGAUAUCCAUCAUGCAGCAGUGUGACAGUCCCUAUGUGGUGAAGUACUAUGGCAGCUACUUUAAGAACACAGACCUGUGGAUAGUGAUGGAGUACUGUGGAGCCGGCUCUGUUUCAGACAUCAUCAGACUACGCAAUAAGACGCUCACAGAGGAUGAGAUAGCCACCAUCCUCAAGUCCACAUUGAAAGGUCUGGAGUAUCUGCAUUUCAUGAGGAAGAUCCACAGAGACAUCAAGGCAGGCAACAUUCUCCUCAACACAGAGGGCCAUGCCAAACUGGCUGACUUUGGAGUAGCGGGACAACUCACGGACACGAUGGCAAAGCGGAACACGGUGAUCGGGACUCCGUUCUGGAUGGCUCCAGAGGUCAUCCAGGAGAUAGGAUAUAACUGUGUGGCAGACAUCUGGUCCCUGGGCAUCACGUCUAUAGAGAUGGCUGAGGGCAAACCUCCCUACGCUGAUAUACAUCCCAUGAGGGCUAUUUUCAUGAUCCCAACCAACCCUCCACCUACGUUCAGGAAGCCUGAGAUGUGGACAGACUAUAGACUUCACACACUUUUAAAGAAAUGUCUGGUGAAGAACCCAGAACAGAGAGCUACAGCCAGUGAGACACAGCUACUGCAGCAUCCGUUCAUCACGGCAGCCAAGCCAGUCACCAUCCUGAGAGACCUGAUCACUGAGUCCAUGGAGAUGAAGGCUAAGCGACAACAGGAGCAGCAGAGAGAGCUGGAGGAGGAGGACGACUCUGAAGAGGAGGUGGAAGUGGACUCCCACACCAUGGUGAAGUCUGGGUCAGAGGGGGCUGGCACCAUGAGAGCUACCAGCACCAUGAGUGACGGAGCUCAGACCAUGAUCGAGCACGGCAGUACCAUGUUAGAGGCAGACCUGGGAACCAUGGUCAUCAACAGUGAUGAGGAGGAGGAGGACAACGAUGAAGGCUCAAUGAGGAGACACCCCACCUCCCAGCAGGCCCUGAGACCCUCCUUCAUGGACUACUUUGACAAGCAGGACUCUAAGGUCCAACAGGAGAGCUAUAACCAUAACCGGCAGCAGGAACCAGGCUAUCACAUCAGCCAGGCUAAGAACGUCUUCCCUGACAACUGGAAGGUUCCUCAGGACGGAGACUUUGACUUUCUGAAGAACCUUGACUUUGAGGAGCUGCAGCUGCGUCUGACGGCUCUGGACCCCAUGAUGGAGAGAGAGAUCGAGGAGCUGCGCCAGCGCUACACCGCCAAGAGACAACCCAUCCUCGAUGCAAUGGACGCCAAGAAACGCAGACAGCAGAACUUCUGAAGAGCCUGACCUGAGGAACACAUUCUGACCUGGGCCCGUGUUCAUACAGUGUCUCACAUUCCAGAGUGCUGAUCUAGGCUAAGGUCCACUUUCCAUGUAAUCUUAUUCCUUAUGAUCUAAAAGGCAGAACUGAUGCUAGAUCAGCACUCUGGCAGCAGAACUGCUGAGGACCUUAUAGAAGGCAUGGUGCUUUCUUUUAAGACCUGACCAAGGGAGAGGAGAGACCUGACAGCUCUCUGGAAUUUAAUUCAACCUGUGCUCCUAAAUGUCAAUUUUCUCAUCACCACCCCAGUAGUCAGGAUGACUCCAGUCCACACUAUUUUCCCAUUGUUCUGGACUAAUGUAACAACUAUUAGCCUCCCCAUCUGUUAAUGAUGAACCUGUAGGUAGCCUCACAUCUCUGUUAAUUAUGAACCUGUAGGUAGCCUCACAUCUCUGUUAAUUAUGAACCUGUAGGUAGCCUCACAUCUCUGUUAAUGAUGAACCUGUAGGUAGCCUCACAUCUCUGUUAAUGAUGAACCUGUAGGUAGCCUCACAUCUCUGUUAAUGAUGAACCUGUAGGUAGCCUCACAUCUCUGUUAAUGAUGAACCUGUAGGUAGCCUCACAUCUCUGUUAAUGAUGAACCUGUAGGUAGCCUCACAUCUCUGUUAAUGAUGAACCUGUAGAUAGCCUCUCAUCUCUCUGUUAAUUAUGAACCUGUAGGUAGCCUCACAUCCCAAAGUAUAAUUUUCCUAAAGAUGUUUCUCCCCUUUUUAAAGCGUCCUUUGACUGAUAAAUACUAGCUGGGUUUCUCCUAGCAAUGUAUACUGUUAUCAGGCUCUUGGGGAAAUUACCAGCAGUAAUGGAAAAUAAUAUUAAAGUUACUUGUAGACUUUCUGCAUUGUAAUUUCAGAAAAUGUCCAGAAUAUAUCUGCAGUAAUAGUGGAAUGAUAGUGUUUUACACAACCAACAAAAUGUUUGAUUGACAUCAACAGCCAGACUGGCUUCUGUUGUCAAGAUGGGAAAACUGCACCCUCCCCCUCUCCCAUCGGCAUUACUAAGAGGCGUGGUCAUCUCCUCAAGCACGACCAACAAUGGCAGACUGGGUAAAGCGCCCAAUCACUCUUUCCUGGUUACCACAGUUCUACGCUCUUUCCUGGUUACCACAGUUCUACGCUCUUUCCUGGUUACCACAGUUCUACGCUCUUUCCUGGUUACCACAGUUCUACGCUCUUUCCUGGUUACCACAGUUCUACGCUCUUUCCUGGUUACCACAGUUCUACGCUCUUUCCUGGUUACCACAGUUCUACACUCUUUCCUGGUUACCACAGUUCUACGCUCUUUCCUGGUUACCACAGUUCUACGCUCUUUCCUGGUUACCACAGUUCUACACACUUUCCUGGUUACCACAGUUCUACACUCUUUCCUCAAUUCCUGUUUAUGUGAGAACAUAUAGUUGGGAAUCAUUGUACCAUCUAAAUUGCUGUGAAUAUAUAUUUUUAAUAGCAAAAAAUAUAGUUUUUACAGCUAGUUGGUGGAUGAAAUGGAAAGUAAAAUAGUCUUACCGCAAUGCUCCAGGGAAAUAGCUGUUGGAACACUCCACUAUGGUAGAGGCAGCCAGCCGGGGGGGCGGUAGAGGGGAUCGAUGGGAACCCCGUGGUGUUUGUUUGAUAUUAUCAGGAUGUAAUACUCUAUAUAACCCAGUUACGGAAAGCUGUGGCGCUUUGUCCACGACCAAAGACUGUCUUAAUGAGAACGAAAGAGCAAUGAAUUCACAUGAUCUGAGUGGACAGACUCCUUUUCUAGGAACUAGAUCUGAAACCUAAUGGAGGUGAUGUGACCUGAAUGGACAGACUGUUUUCUCCCAAUAGGAACUAAAUUGAACAAAAAUAUAAACACAACAUGUAAAGUUUUGGUUGAAGAGUUGAAAUAAAAAAUCCCAGAAAUUUUC
Messenger RNA from Oncorhynchus tshawytscha (Chinook salmon), 3566 nucleotides. RefSeq names its product serine/threonine kinase 3 (STE20 homolog, yeast). Gene Ontology annotation, cellular component: cytoplasm. Lineage: Eukaryota; Metazoa; Chordata; Actinopteri; Salmoniformes; Salmonidae. The coding region runs from base 139 to 1635 and encodes 498 amino acids. The record is from RefSeq and is a predicted model, not a curated record. Gene Ontology annotation, molecular function: ATP binding; protein serine/threonine kinase activity. The transcript has 12 exons. Gene Ontology annotation, biological process: protein tetramerization; regulation of MAPK cascade; intracellular signal transduction.